Molecule: messenger RNA, 1722 nt
Organism: Clonostachys rhizophaga
Lineage: Eukaryota; Fungi; Ascomycota; Sordariomycetes; Hypocreales; Bionectriaceae
Source: the annotation of a GenBank genome assembly
AUGUCGACGCUAGCACCACUCAAGGAGCUGGGGAAUGAAACCGAUCCUCGCUCCUCCUCGGCAUCUACCCUGGCCAGCCACCUUGCCGCUCCCCAGGCAAAGGAACUUGAAGAAGAGUCCUCAGACGAGAAGCGGGCCGCUUCAACCAAAGAGGAAGAAGAUGUGGCCGACUCAAACAAUCCCGAUGAUAUCGAGUAUCCUACAGGAAUCAAGAUGUUUUUCAUCGUCGUGGCUCUCGUCCUCAGUAUCUUCCUCCUUUCUCUGGAUAUGACCAUUGUUGCAACCGCCAUUCCUAAGAUCACAGACGAAUUCAAGGGUCUCGACAAGGCUGGCUGGUAUGGAGCCGCCUUCUUCAUGACAGUCGGCGCCUUCCAAUCUACAUGGGGUAAAAUCUACAAGUACUUCCCCCUGAAGACAUCCUUCCUCAUCGCCAUCUUCAUCUUCGAGCUCGGCUCCGUCAUCUGUGGCGCCGCCCCCUCCGCCGAAGCCCUCAUUGCCGGCCGUGCCAUCGCCGGACUUGGCGCAGCAGGUCUCGGCGCGGGAGCCUACACCAUCAUCGCCUUCGCCGCUCCCCCCAAGAACCGCCCGGCCUUCACAGGCAUCAUCGGUGCCGCAUACGGUUUCGCCAGUGUCAUCGGACCCCUCCUGGGCGGUGCCUUCACCGACAACGUCAGCUGGCGAUGGUGCUUCUACAUCAACCUCCCCAUCGGAGGCGUCUCGGCCGGCAUCAUCCUCCUCUUCUUCCAGACCCCCAAGCAUGCCGUCCCUGAGCAGGCUCCCCUCCUCGAGAAGCUUCGCCAGAUGGAUCUCCCAGGUGUCGCUCUGGUCAUGGGCGGUGUCAUUGCCUACCUCCUCGGUGUCCAGUACGGCGGUGUCGCCCACCCCUGGAACUCCUCCGUCGUCGUCGGCCUCCUCGUCGGCUUCGUCGCCAUCGUCGCCGCCUGGGCUGGUCUCCAGUGGAUCCAGGGCGAGCGCUCCAUGGUUCCCCCCCGACUCGCCAAGGAGCGCACCAACUACAUCAUGAGCGCCUUCGCCUUCGUCUUCGCCGGUGGUUUCUUCGCCGCCAUCUACUACAUCCCCGUCUACUUCCAGUCCGUCCACGGCACCUCCCCCACCAUGAGCGGCGUCCGCAACCUGCCCAUGAUCAUCGCCGUCACCAUCUCCACCAUCGCCAGCGGCGCCCUCGUCUCCGCCACCGGCUACUACCAGCCGCUCCUCAUCGCCGGCGGCGUCAUGGCCACCGUGGGCAGCGGCCUCCUCUACCUGCUUGACACCAACUCCUCCACCGGCCAGUGGAUCGGGUACCAGAUCCUCGCCGGCGCGGGGUGGGGGCUCGCCUUCCAGAUCCCCAUGAUCGCCGUCCAGGGCACCGUCGACCCCAAGGACCUCGCCUCCGCGACGGGCAUGCUCCUCUUCUUCCAAGGGCUAGGCGGCGCCUUCCUCGUCUCGGGUUCCCAGGCCGCCUUCGUCAACCAGAUGAUCGCAAAGGUCAUGAGCCUCAACCCGGGCGUCGACCAGGCCCUCCUCGUCCUCACCGGCGCGACCGAGAUCCGCAACGUCUUCCCCAGCGAGCAGCAGCACGACGUCAUUGACGGCUACAUGACCGGGCUCAAGGUCGUGUUCGCCAUGUGCAUUGCCUGCUCUGGUCUCGCCACGCUAAUUGGUUUCGGUACCAGGUGGCAGAGGCUGAGCCAGGAUAAGCGUGGCGGUGCCAUGGCAUAA